CGCCUGCGCUCUGCCAGUGCCCAGGGCUCCGCGGGGUGGUGCGCAUGCUCACACUGUCGCUCAGAGACAUGGCGAGAGAAAUGGCGGUAGACUGGCUGGGCUUCGGUUACGCAGCACUGGUGGCCUCCGGCGGGGUGUUGGGCUACGUCAGGGCCGGGAGCGUGCCUUCCUUAGCAGCUGGCCUGCUGUUUGGGAGUGUAGCAGGGAUCGGUGCUUAUCAGAUCACCCAAAACCCCAAAAACAUAUGGUUGUCUCUGAUUGUUUCAGGGGCACUGACUGGAAUAAUGGGAAUGAGAUUCUACAAUUCAAGAAAAUUCAUGCCAGCUGGUUUAGUUGCUGGAGUAAGCAUUCUAAUGGUUGGAAGACUUGGACUAAAAAUGUUGGAAAAAUCCCAUGAAUCAUGAACCUUUACCUUUUUAUAAAGAGUUUAUAAAAUUGUGCCUGGAAUCAUAGAUUGCUUCUGACCUUAAUCAUGCAUUCUUACAAGAUGAAAGUACACUAAACAAAAGUUAAGACUGUAAGAGAUGUAACUUGCUCCAAUAAAUCACCUGAUUCAAAA
Molecule: messenger RNA, 559 nt
Organism: Mobula hypostoma (lesser devil ray)
Lineage: Eukaryota; Metazoa; Chordata; Chondrichthyes; Myliobatiformes; Myliobatidae
Product: transmembrane protein 14C-like
Exons: 4
Coding region: 45-404 (119 amino acids)
Biological process (GO): regulation of heme biosynthetic process
Cellular component (GO): mitochondrial membrane
Source: RefSeq, a predicted model, not a curated record